This is a messenger RNA of Tinamus guttatus (white-throated tinamou), 1189 nucleotides long. RefSeq names its product ras-like protein family member 11A-like. The record is from RefSeq and is a predicted model, not a curated record. Lineage: Eukaryota; Metazoa; Chordata; Aves; Tinamiformes; Tinamidae. Gene Ontology annotation, molecular function: GTPase activity; GTP binding.
UGGCUGCGGAACGGAGGAGUCAGUUUUCACGGGGGUUGAUCAAAAAGUUUCCCUGCACUUUCCAAAGCUGCUGUCUGAGCGGAGGCAUUGGGAAGAGGAGGCCCAUUGCUCCAGCAUUCCUCAGAAAAGCUACUCGCAUGAAAUGAGAAGGCUCCUCUAUCCAAGGAUUUGCAGCCAAGAAAAGCCGCGGAGAGGCCAUUCUCCUGCUUUUCUCCCACAGCCCGCGCGGCAGUCGCUCAGCUCUCACUUCUGGCAUGCGUCUCAUCCCUCAGGAUACUAUGUCACAGUACUCCACUAACUUCCUCCUGCUUCCCAUACCCGAGUACCCCGUGCUGGACUGUGCACCCAACAAGAUCAUCAAGCUCGUGGUGCUGGGCGGCAGUAGCGUUGGCAAGACGGCCCUGGUUGUGCGCUUUCUCACAAAAAGAUUUAUUGGGGACUACGAAGCCAACACUGGUGCUUUGUAUUCGAGGAAGUUCACCAUAGAUGGGGAACAGAUCUCCCUACAGGUGCAGGACACACCUUUUGUUUCACUGGAGGACGACACGGACAGCAUUUGCUGCCAAGAGCAAAUAAACCGCUCGAUCUACUGGGCAGAUGGCUUCGUGUUCGUCUACUCCAUCACAGACUAUGAGAGCUACCGAGUCAUCCGGCCGCUCCACCAGCACAUCCGCAAGAUCCACCCCAAUGCCAACAUUCCCCUGCUGCUGAUGGCCAACAAAGGAGACCUCCUGCGAGCUAGGCAGGUGUCCUCCAAGGAAGGACUCCAGCUGGCCAGUGAGCUGGGGGGCACUUACUACGAGGUGUCAGCCCGGGAGAACUGUGAGGGCGUCCACGAAGCCUUCCAGCAGCUGUGCCAGGAGGUCAGCAGGAUGAUCGGGAGCUGCAAUGGAGAGAAGCGAAGGGGCCUCCACCUCGUCCGCCCCAAGUCUCCGAAUAUGCAGGACUUGAAGAGACGUUUGAAACAGGCUCUGACUUCCAAAGGGAAAUCUGCCACUACGCUUUGAUGUGAUCGACAGAAAUUGUUUCCCACAGCCCUGAAAAAAAAAAAAGGCAAGAAAGCAAGCUGGUGUUAAGGAGCAUCUCCAAAAUUCAACAGUCAGGUUGUGCAAGAGGGUCUUUCAUUUUGUCUUUGCCUCUGCCUUAGAAAUUCUAUAUUCAUUCAGCAAAAGGGACUUACUGACAGUGC